UGAGCUGUUGUGUUGUCACUUUACAGACAAGGGAAACGAGCAGCAAUAUGUGAAAAACGCACAUCGUCUCUGUGAGUGUUCUUUUCUGCAGGAUGAAGGAUAAUACGCGGUUUAUUGUGAUGCGUUUAAGUGCAAAGCUCACUUAACUCGUCUCUCCGCUCUUUCCCCUCGAAACUUUUGGGCUGUGUAUCACGAAAAAUGAUGCUGAUCAUCACAAAAGAAAACUCUAGUAGUUUAUCCAUCAAGAGGACUGAUCACAUUUUUUGAAUAAUCGCUUUGGAGUAAUUGAAUGUAUUCAGGAGGGAAAGCUGUGCCAAGCAGAGCUACGGGAAGCAGAGAAAAGUUGUGUGUUUUCAUAAGCGCAGUUCGGCUGUGGGAGCAGAGUGGGGGAUGUCGGGCAGGAGUGGAGGAGCGCCCCGGGGGUGCAGCAACCCCAGUCUGCAGCCCCUCAGAGCCACAGUCCCAUACCAGCUUCAGAGAGGCUCAGCUCUCCUCUGCAGGGAGGUCAAGACUGCAGACAAAACCACGGCUCGUCCACCAAAACCCACUAUCCGCCGAACUCUUUCUUUGGACACAAUCGUGGGACCCUAUCUGCAGGGACAGUGGCCCAAAGAGGCAGAAGGCACUGUGGUUACCUGUGCCAAUGACAAAGCCACACAGACUCCAAGUUCCUGGGCGGAGGAGACUCGGGGAAGGAGAAGCGUUGGUGGACACAAACGCUCAGCAUCUUGGGGCAGUGCAGAGCACCUGAGGGAAGUGGCCAAGCUGAGGCACCAGUUGCAAAAGCGCUCCCGGCAUGCACCUCCUUCAGCAGGAGAUGGGCUCUCCCAUCAACCCCUGCCAGCAGGUCAUGCAGCAGGCAUCACUCAGACAAUGCCCCUGAUGCCACUGAACAGACUGGCCCCUCGGCUACGAAGGAGUGUUGAAGGCCUCAGCUUAGAGCUGGAAGAAGUGUUUGUGUCUGAGAAACCAGAUGAUCAGCAUGAGAUUUUGGAUAUCCCAGAUGGCCACAGGGCUCCUGUUCCUGUCCAGAGGUGCAGCAGUGGCUCACAGAGUGAGCCCUCACCAGGACCUCUGGAUCCUUCCCUCCUUUCUCCUUCUCAGUCCCCUUGUACUCUUGACCCAGCACUCCUGUCACCUCCAAGUUCCCCAUGUCCACUGAAUCCAUCACUUUUGUCUCCCUCGCAUUCACCGUGUCCCAUGAUAGAGCCAGAAUCUGUGGACUGCAGAGCCUCCUGUCCUUCCCCAUCAACAUUACUUCCUUCAUUUGCACUGGAUCCACCUCUGCUGCAGCCCUCCUCCUCUUCCCCUCGUCCUAACAAAAGCUACGCCUUUCAGCGGGAGCCACCAGAAGGGUGUGAGCGAGUUCGAGUUUCUGAGGAAGCAAUGUCUUCUUGUCAAGACGAGCAUCUCCUCCAGCCAUCUUGCCCCGACCCCAAUAAAGUCAACUUUACCCCACAUGGAGGCUCUGCUUUCUGCCCUGUCAGUCUUCUGAAACCCUUGCUGCCCUCCAUGGACCUCCUUUUCCGUGGCCUGUCAGUGUCUCCCGUGACGGGCUGCUCAGGUCAGGCCUCUCCUACCAGACACCUGGGCAUGCAGUAGGUGGAUAUCUGAGCAAACUUUCUCAGGACUGAACCACUUUGCACUGCCAGGACCUGGAUAACUUGGAUGUUUUUAUAUGCAGCUUGACAAUGGACACUUUUUCAUCACUGCAUGCCAUGAUCACAGUGAUCAUGGCAGACAAUGCAACCUCAAACAUUUGUUGUUGUUGUUUUACUUUAGAAUAACUGUGGCCUAGAAUGUGGCUGGAUUACUGAUAAUUUCUACCUAUGAUGGGUUGAUUUAGCUGACUUUUGUUUUUUUUUUACCUCAUCAGUACUUAGUCCAGGUGUUCUCCCCGAUGAGACAUAAAUUACAAUGCAGGAUUUAAGUUUUAGAAAUGAUAGGGAAUGGUUGAAGAAAUGGACAUAUAUCAAAGUAAUUUUUGUUCAUUUUUAUGAAACAGAGUAUCAUUUUAGUUUUUGCCAGCUAUUCAGACGACUACAGUCUGGGAAGCGAUAUCAAAGUAAGUGAGUUUACUGUCAGAAAGCCUAGCACUUAGUGUACUCAUUAAAACAAGAUUUACUUUCUGACUGGCCUUGAGUGUUGAUCCAUACCAUCCCAGAGCCUUGUUUUUUUUUUUUUUUUUUUUUUUUUUUAGAUCAAUAUUCAGCUUAAUUUUAGAAGCUUAACAUAUGAAAAUCAAAGUACUGGUUGUGAUUCUUAAAUCUAUAGUUUAAAAUGGAAUAUUUGGCCUAUAGAUUUUAAUGCCAUACUUUUCUACAGAUGUUUCUCAGAAGAUAUAUCUAUUUUUGUAUCUUUGAAAGGAGUUAUUUAGUGUUAAUGUUAAGCAUUCAUCAAAGAAAUUUACUAGUCUUUCUCUUUAUACGGUUGUACUUGGGUUGAAUGCAAGCUGGAAUGGAAAUUUUAUUAGCUUUACUUGUCUACAACAGUUAUUGUAGCAACCAAACUGCUUUGUAAACUUUUUAUUGUUUGUCACUCCAGUUGAGAAUUUGCUCUGAGGCUUUUUAGAGCCAGCGGUUUUCGUCAUAAGGUCUUGAUUGAGAGGUGUUUGAAUUAUUAUUAAAAUGCAUUAAAUACCA
Messenger RNA from Melanotaenia boesemani (Boeseman's rainbowfish), 2642 nucleotides. RefSeq names its product family with sequence similarity 117 member Aa (gene fam117aa). The record is from RefSeq and is a predicted model, not a curated record. The transcript has 8 exons. NCBI's taxonomy places the organism in Eukaryota, Metazoa, Chordata, Actinopteri, Atheriniformes, Melanotaeniidae. Bases 391 to 1602 code for a protein of 403 amino acids.